Molecule: messenger RNA, 6389 nt
Organism: Mobula hypostoma (lesser devil ray)
Lineage: Eukaryota; Metazoa; Chordata; Chondrichthyes; Myliobatiformes; Myliobatidae
Product: FYVE, RhoGEF and PH domain-containing protein 5-like
Exons: 21
Coding region: 144-5237 (1697 amino acids)
Cellular component (GO): cytoplasm
Molecular function (GO): guanyl-nucleotide exchange factor activity; metal ion binding
Source: RefSeq, a predicted model, not a curated record
CCGAACGCUCCCGGAGCCUGACUCCGACCUGUUCACCACUAUCGCCUGGCGGCGAGCAGCUCUCCUCGGGAAAGGCUGCGGGAGUCUAAGGGAAGAGACCAGUGCGUCGGAAUUCAGACUGGGAGCAAACGAAAGGCCGCAGCAUGGAGCCCGAUCUGAAGAAACCUCCCUUGGCACCAAAGCCCAGGCCCUCGGAUUCACAGCCCUUAGUCACUGUUCCAACGGUUCCUCUGCUUCUACUAUCUGCUCCCAAGGCCCUGAAGCCACCAAUUGCUCCAAAACCAAACCUUUACAAUGAAGCGCCAGAGGCAAACCUGAAUGCGCGGAAGGGGAUUUUAAGCACAUACUCUAACGGGAGCGUUUUGGUAACCAAUCCUGUCCUGGCUAAGGGGGUUGAAGACCCAACUUAUAAAAGUUUGGGUCAGACAAGAGAUUCAGCAGCCUAUAACUUCUUCGCAGCUGCUGAUGACAGGAGCACUCUGGAAGCAGCGGUUAUACUGUGCCAUGAAAAUGGGUCUCCAAUGCCUGAUGGUUAUGAAGACCAAAUAGUUCCACAGGAUGCCAGUGCUGUAAUGUCACAAGACAGAGAUUUAUCAAACGUUGACACCUAUGGCUCUAGCAGUGCGAUGCCCAGAAAGGAUUUAGGAACCUUCAAAGUUCAGGCAAUUGCUGGAGGAGCUAUUUCCAAUAAACUUGAUGAUUGUCUGUGUUUGAAAGAUGAACUUCUAUACAAGGGCAGCGGAGAAACCAUGGACAAUACAGAAUGGAACAACUGGCAUUCCCAGGAUGUCACUGAAGUUGCAGACAGCUCUGGCCUGGGAGAAGGAGACGAAUGGCAUCUAUCACUCACAUCAGCAACUGCCUCAACAUCUGGAGAGGCAGAAGGACUGGAGGAGAAGGAGAAUGGGCAGAAAAAAGGGGCAGAUAGGCAGGAGGAAGGGGUAGAUAUUCCCUCAGAAUUGCUGACGGAGGGUGUGGACAGGCAAAGAGAGGGGCCAGAUUAUUCCUCAGACAGCCUGAAAGAGGAUGAAGACAGUCCCUCAGAUGUGCUGAAGGAAGGGGUGAAUGGGCAGGAGGAAGGGACAGACAGUCCCUCAGACGUGCUGAAGGAAGAGACAAAUGGGCAGGAUGAAGGGGUAGACAUUCCCUCAGAUGUACUGAAGGGAGGGGUAGAUGGGCAGGAGGAGGAGAAGGAGGCAGACAGGUUGGAGGAGGGGACAGAUGGACAGAAGGAGGGGGCAGACAGUUCCUCAGACAUGCUAAAGGAGGGGAUGGUUGGGCAGAAGGAAGAAUUAGACAGUUCACUGGAAGAGGAGGUAGACAAACAGGAGGAGGAGGGGGCAGACAGCAUACCAGAUAGGCUGGAAGAGGGGGCAGACCAGCAGAAGGAAGGGGGGGAUGGGCAGAAGGAAGGGGCAGACAGUCACUCAGACAUGCUGAAGGAGGAGCUGUAUGGGCAGGUGGAAGGGACAGCCAGCUCCCCAGGUGGGCCAGGAGAGGGGGCAGGUAGACAGGAGGAGAAGGGGGAAGGGCCAGAUGGACAGGAGGGGAUGGGGGAGGGGCCAGACAGGCAGGAAGAGAAGGAGGAGGGGGCAGGCAAACAGGAAGAUGAAGAGGAGGGGGCAGGCAAACAGGAAGACGAAGAGGAGGGGGCAGGCAAACAGGAAGAAGAGGAGAAAGGGCCAGAUGGUCAAGAGGAGGAGGAGGAGCCUGAGCCAGAGCCACCAGACAGACUAAAUGAUGAGGCAGACAGGCAGGAGGAGGAGCGGGCAGAUAGACAAGAGAAAGGAGCAGACGGCUCCCCAGACUGGCUAGAAGAGGGGGUAGACAGACAAGAGGAGGGAGUAGAUGAACAGGAUGAGGGGGCAGACAUUGCCUCAAAUAGACAGGAGGAGGAGGAAGCAGACAGCUCUCCAGAUGAAACUGACAUGCUUAUUUAUGAAGCGUUGUUACCAAGUGCCUGUAGGCCUGCUGCACCAGGCAGUCUGGAUGCCACAGCCAGUCCCACAGGCAAUCUGGAGUGGGUUAGAGAAUUAGUGGGAUCACCUGUGACAAUGAGUGGUGAAGGGAGGUGCAGAGUUGGUGACAAAGCAAAGGGGUCUGUUGUUGGUGAGGAAGUGUCUUGUAUUAGUGAGGAGGACGAGAUGUCUGCUGUUGCCCAUAAAUUAGAGGAGGAAUUGGUUGGAUGUGUCCCAGGGGUGGAGGGCUGGAUCUUAGAAACUGAAGGCGAUGAGGAGGGAGUUAAGAGAAGGGUCCUCACUGAUGUCAGUGCAGAGGACAUUUCUUCCGUAGCUCACUGUGCGAUAGGGUUCACUUCACGAGUUAAAUGUGGAGCCACACUGAGGCGAGAUACAGAGGCAGACACAUUACCAGGUGACGAUCUGAGUCUGGUUGGUGACCUGGCUGGGAAAGCUGUUGCAGAAUGGAAAAAAGCAAGAACCAGAACGCAGUCACUGAGUGCACAGGUGCCUGAGACGGUUCCUGAGGAGACAGAUCUAAUACCUGUGGAAGGGCAGAGCUCUAAGAAAAGGCAGGAGCCAUUUGAAAAUACAAUGCUCACUGCCAGCCACAAGUAUUUCAUGUUUUAUCCCCGCUCGUACUCUGUCACGGGCCGAGAACUUCCUGUUUGUGCUGACCGGGAAAUGGAGGGGUCACUUUUAGAAGACAGCAGAUUGAACAGGAAGGAAGACAACCUGUCUCUACCAAGUGUUGCUGUAUCUGACCAGAGGCACAUUGCCACCCCUGGUGCUUCUCCACCCAGUUCAAUGCUGGACAUCCCUGCUCCUUUCCAACUGGCAAGCAUCACCAAAAAACCCAUCACCAAAAGUUCACCAUCAGUUUUAGUUGAAACGGACUCUCCGGAUAAAUACUUUAAGCAGAGUACAAAGAAAAAGUCAUCUUUCAAGCGUUUUUUACCAAUUAAACUGUCACUUAAGAAGAAGAUUGAAAACAGGAUUACAGUUGAGGUUAAUGUCUGCAAGACUGUGUCUGAGGCAGCCAGAGCCUUGGAUUUUGACAGGAGGAGUUUGGGAAACUCGCCACAAUUGAAAGCUCGAUCUGGAAAGAUGCGUAAAUCAGAUUCUUCAUCCGCCUUUUUAUUUUACAAGGACGGCAAAGGAAAAGGAAUGCCCAGACCCUUCAGCAGAAGUGUGUCCAGAGUCGAAUCUUUUGAAGACAGAUCUCGACACUCAUACACAUCACUUCCUCUGACCAAGCCCAGAUCCAUUUCCUUCCCCAACACAGACUCCUCUGAUUAUGAGAACAUUCCGGCUGUGAGCUCAGAUUAUGAAAAUAUACAAAUCCCUCCCAACAGGAUUGGCCAUUUAGGGACUGUCACAGAUUUCUUUGAAGAUCCCAGGAGAAAUUUCUCUUCGGCGUGUGAAAAUGAUGGUUAUGUAGACAUGAGCAGCUUUACUCCGUUGGACAACAGGCAGGCAUCAGAGCAGGAGCUGGAAAGUGUGGACAGUGAGGUCCUGGCAUUGCGUCAGUCCCAUGAGGAGAUGGCCUCCAGUGAGCAGACGGGAAACAGUUCCGAGUCGGAGGAGCUGACUACACAGAGUAACACAGAAAUUAAAGGAUAUCACAUUGCAAAAAUGAUGACCACUUCAGAGAGAGCGUUUGUGAGUCUUCUUCAGGACCUACACUUGAACUUCAGAGAGGUGGUCACAAGGAUCAUGGAUAGUAAUGGACAGCUGCUGGUUGACCAAGAAGGAGUGACCCAUACCCUGCAUCUCAUUAAUGAGUUGCACACACUUCACCGUGAGAUACUGAGAGAGCUGGAACGAAGCACCCUGGAGUGGGAUCAGACUGGGCCAAGUUUGGGUUGUGCAUUGUCAAGAUAUGGACCCAGAUUGAGCAUAUACUUCAGAUAUAUUGAGCAGUUUGACAGCAGUAUUGCCUUUCUGGAAGAGAGCUGCUGGAAGGCACCUGGAAUCUCCACUGCUCCCCUGCGGUCUGAGGUGCCUGCCUCAGAGUGUGCCCAUGUGAAGCAGCAGCUCUUCAGGACCCUCCGGCAAGUGUCACUCUACCAUCAUCACCUAACAGAUUAUUUAAAGUAUUUGUGUCCAGACACUGCUGAAUAUGAAGACACGAAAGCUGUGUUGGUUGUCGUGGAUGAAGUUUGUGACCAGGUCCAGCUGAGUGUGAAACACGGAGAGAGCUUUCAGAAACUGCUUGACAUUGAGCACCGAGUGAAGGGCUUCCAUCAGGGUUUCCAGUCCGAUAGGGUGUUUAUCAAAGAGGGUCGUCUACUGAGACUGACUGAUGGAGCCAUGCAGCCUCGAUACUGCUUCCUGCUGAGCGAUAUGUUGCUGUAUACGGUGCCAAGACGUGGUGGCAAAUGUCAGCUACGGAAGGUCCUGCCACUGGAAACCCUAAAGGUGAGGAAGCUCUGUGCUGACACGGUGGAGAAUGUGCUCAGGAUCCAAGGUGUACAUGGAUCGCUCACCCUUUGUGCAAGCUCUGCUCAAGACUGCGACGAUUGGGUGUCUGCACUCAGCACCGCCGUGGAGGAUCUACGGGUUGUACAACUUGCGCUGGCCCUACCAGAGGAGCCCGAGGUGAACAGUUGCCUGGGAAGCACAGCGCCUGUGCUCAUCCCUGCUUCCCAUGUGCUGAUGUGUAUGCUGUGCUCAGCUGGUUUCACCCUCCCAUGGAGUCGCCUGCAUUGUAACACUUGUGGGAAGGUUGUUUGUCGAACAUGCUGCAGGAACAAAUAUCCACUUGGCUAUCUGAAGGGCAGGCUGGCUCGGGUAUGUGAUCAGUGUCACAAACAGCUGCAGAGGACAGGCUCCCAGAAGGAAGAGAUCCUUCAGCCACCACUGGCUCACUCACCCACCAAGCGCUUCUCCAUGUUCAACAUUCUUCACACACCACACACUGGCAAACAGAGGACAAAACAAGUGGCUUGGCGAGAGACAGCAAGCUCACAUGAAGGGGUGUCAAUGAGCGGCGAUCUUCAGAGACGGAAAGCGAGUAGACGGCAAUGGAAGAAGCUUUGGUUUGUCAUACAUGAUAAGGUGUUGUACACGUACAGGAGUAGAGAGGACAAAGUUGCUGCAGAGACUUUGCCUCUCCUUGGCUUCACCAUCAAACAGUGGAAGGAUGGGGAGUCCUCUGCACCCAGUGCAGAGUUUCAGCUCUACCAUAAGACCAGCCUUUACUAUUCUUUCAAAGCUGAGGAUAUCCACACAGCACAGAGGUGGAUUGAAGCCAUGCUUGAUGCAUCUGUCUUAUAGCAACCAAGGUGCCUCCUCGCAUUGAGACACUCCUUACUUGUUUGAUACAUCAGUAGCAGUGCAAUGGGACCACUGUGAUCCACUGAUGUGCUCGAGUAUCUUUACAUUUCAAGAUGAUUCUUCAUUGAAUGUAUCUGAUGGAGAAUGAUUGGAGUUGUGUACAUCUGCUGAUGUCCAGUGUUCCACACAGCCUGUCAACUACAGGACCAUUUUAACAUUUUGCUGCUUUUCUGAUUGAAUUGUCCUAUCCUGAGCUGGGUUAUUUUGUGGAGUGGGUGACGAUGGUAUCGACACAGAUCCCUGGAUAGAUCAAUUUAUUAAGUACUGUAAACCCUCGAGGUCUGAUUUAAAAUGCCCUUACAGGCACUUGACGUCCUCAACAGAAACGCUAUAGUGUGAAGGUGUGCUGAGCAAGAAUAGAUUAAAGAUCUGCAUUAUUCAUGUUCAGAAAUAGAGUACAUUGAAGGUCAAACUGGGAUUAUUAUUUUUGAUUAAUCACAAGGAGAGUGGAUGCUUUCUAGUGAUUUUCAACCCAGUGUUGUGCAUGGAUUGGGACUUUUCAGGUGGUGUCAUUAUUUGGGAGCACUGUCUUUCACUCCUACGUUUUCUAGUGAAACAUUUGAUGAGAAUUAUUUGAGAUAAAUACAGCCUAAUGGAAAUCUAUGUAUAAACUCAGUGGUGCAGUGGUGUGUAUGUGCAUGCGUGCGCGCGUCCCAUUUGUGAACCAAUGGAAAUCUGAAGUGAAGUCCUGUUGCCAGAAAGAAGACAACAUGCUUGACGACAACCUCAUAUUGAUUCACAGCAACACAGUUUUCAAACCUGCAACACUUUGUUGGAAAUUAAAGGUGGGCCAGAGUGGUGAGAUGUAGGGUCCUUUGGGAAAGGUGAGGGUGGAGAUGAGGUAGAAGAUGAAGAGUGUUCCAAUGGUAGAAGCUGAGCUUAGCUGUAGAAGUUGCUUGUGUGCUAGUGAACAAGAUAGAAAUCAUUUUACAGAUUUUCUGCCUGAAUGUACACUUGCAGAGUCCCUGAAGAUAGAAUGAAUGUCACAGAAAACAAAUUAUAUGUACUAUGUGCUGAAUGUAAUUCCACGAUCAUACACAGGCUGAAGGUGAUGCCUGAUGAACUUAACAUUUCGUUUAAAAUGGCCCUAAA